Molecule: messenger RNA, 1383 nt
Organism: Priceomyces carsonii
Lineage: Eukaryota; Fungi; Ascomycota; Pichiomycetes; Serinales; Debaryomycetaceae
Gene: UTR2
Product: Utr2p
Exons: 1
Coding region: 1-1383 (460 amino acids)
Biological process (GO): carbohydrate metabolic process; cell wall organization
Cellular component (GO): cell wall
Molecular function (GO): hydrolase activity, hydrolyzing O-glycosyl compounds
Source: RefSeq, a predicted model, not a curated record
AUGAUCGGGGCAAGGGGUAGAUGGGUAUAUGUUUUGACAGCUUUAUCCUGGUUUAUUACUUUCAUAAAUGCUACCACUACCUGUAAUUCAACUCACAGUUGUCCUGAAUCAUCACCUUGUUGUAAUGCUUAUGGUGAAUGUGGUACAGGAGUAUAUUGCUUGGGAGGAUGUGAUGUAAGAUAUUCAUAUAAUUUAACGGCAUGUAUGCCUAUGCCUAGAAUGUCAGAUUUUGAAGUCACAUUUGAUAAGAAAAGUAUACUCUCGAAACAAAGUGACUACUUAGGUAAUUAUUCUGAAACAGAUUGGCUCUAUUCUGGAUACACUAGUAUUCAUGACGACGCCCUUUUACUUCAAAUGCCAAAUCAAAGUAGUGGUACCGUGAUUUCAUCAACCAAGUAUUUGUGGUAUGGAAAAGUAUCGGCUCAAUUGAAGACAUCUCACGAUAAGGGUGUUGUUACUGCAUUUAUUUUAUUUUCGGACGUUCAAGAUGAAAUUGAUUUUGAAUUUGUCGGUUUUAACUUGACUUAUCCACAGAGCAACUAUUACGCGUUAGGUAUUUUAGAUUACGAUAAUGCCAAAGCAUCUAAGUCAUCGAACACUUUCAAAAAUUAUCACGAAUACACAGUCGACUGGCAAGAAGACAAGAUAGAUUGGUACGUGGACGAUAGCAAGGUCAGAACUUUAAAUAAAAGCGACACUUGGAACAAGACCACUAAAAGAUACGACUUUCCUCAAACUCCUUCUAGAAUACAAGUUUCUUUAUGGCCCGGUGGUGAUUCAUCAAAUGGACUUGGAACCAUUGAAUGGGCGGGUGGUAAAAUUGAUUGGGAUUCCAGUGAUAUAAAAAAGUAUGGAUAUUACUAUGCAUAUCUCAAAAACAUAACAGUGGAACAGUACGAUUUGCCAGAUGGUGUCAAGUUAGAAGGUGCCGACGACGAAUCGGAUUUGCAUGCUUAUCUUUAUAACUCUACUAAAGCUGGGCAAAAUAAAAUUGUACUUACAUCUAAAAAGACCUGGUUAGGCUCAGAAGAUGCGACCGGAAUAGAUCCCGAUAACUCAGAUGAUGAAAGUGAUAGUACUAAAUCGAGUUCAUCUCUGAAAUCAAACAAAAGCUCAAGCACAAACACUAGCAAGACUACAACAGGCACUUCUGGAAAGACUGAAGCCGCAAAGACAACUGCGACUACCUAUAAUACUAAUGGAGCUAUUGGUGGAUUCGUUCAAAAUACUGGGGAUUCUGCUGCAAGUAGUACUAGUGAUAGCAGCAAAAGUGGGAGUAGUAGUAGUGGUGGUGACUCUCAGUUUGCAUCAAGCAGCAAAUUACAAAAAAUUUUAUUGGCUGCCACUGCAUUAGCGAUUGGAACAUCAGCAUUCAUGUUUUAA